Pseudo-nitzschia multistriata is the source of this 1248-nucleotide messenger RNA. The record is from the annotation of a GenBank genome assembly. NCBI's taxonomy places the organism in Eukaryota, Bacillariophyta, Bacillariophyceae, Bacillariales, Bacillariaceae.
AAUUUCACUGUCGAUUUUCCKUUGUGCCUCGUCCAUGUCGGUAAGACUGCUGGAUCGAGCAUAUCGUGCGGCCUCGGGCUGAUGUACGCCGACUGCGGUGAGUUUGAGUUCGCAUUUGCGUUAGAAGCAACCGAGGGCGGUGUACUCUGAAASUUUCCAUGCAAGAUACGGAAACAAUGCCUCAUCCCUUCUAUCUUCUCUCUCACACUCUUUGGUCUACCUCUCUUUAGAAGGAAUGCCACGGCAACCGGCGAUUCCCCACGUGAACUAUAUCCAUAUGAGAAACAACAAUUGUUUUCCRAUUCGUGGGAACAGCGCYGAUCCGGACGAUGACGGAACCACGACUAGGCACACUGCCACCUUUCUGAUGACUAUUCGGAAUCCCUUGACGAGAAUCUGGUCCUGGUUCGAUUUCGAAAAGGACCGGCUUCCCACCCGACGGAACAAACAGGACGAAAAUAGGCUGCGGUGGAAGAGGGGUUUGCUCUUUUCCGAGUGCUACGACAACUUUGUGGACCUCGUGACGAACGGAUUGGAACCAAUAUGGACGGCCCCAUCCGGCAGCAACAGUAGCAACACCACCAAUAAACGCACCAGCGAAGUGUCGGCGGAGCGACCAGUCGACAUGACUUGCCAGGAACGGGCCUGGGCCGCCGUCCUGGGGGUCCGGGAAUUUUCGUACCACGAAUGGUACAACUACGAGCACUACUGGACGAUGCUGACGGGGACCAUGAAUCUGUACAAGCCAYUUCCAAAAGGCAGCAGCCCGCCCGCGUUGCCUCCCCCGUCUCUAGUASUUCUCCGUACCGAGCACCUGGCRGAAGAUUGGUCGAAGCUCUCCAGCGAAGACCUCUUUCGAAAGGUGAACAGGGGGAGCUACCGGAACGGAACGAGCGACGCCGACGACUCGGAUUCCAGAAACGCUUUCAGUCGCUUCGUUCCCGCAAAUUCUUCGCAGCGCUUCUGGACAAACCUGUGCCGCGCCAUGUGCCCGGAAGUCAAAGUUUACCAGCAGAUAUUGGAACACGCCGACAACCUGAACAAAUCGGACGUGGUGGAAUCGAUGCGAGAUGUCCGAGCAAUGUGCCCCCGAUACGAACCGAAGGAAUGCCCUGACAUUCCAGAAUUUCCGUCUCUGAGAAUUCCUCGGAGAAAAUACCGCGGAGAAACAAAAAAGCGGCUAUUUGCGAUCCAAUAGAAAAUCGGUAGCUGCUCAACUCYGYUGGAUAAUAUAGCACCGAGCUUUUG